Messenger RNA from Ambispora leptoticha, 1161 nucleotides. NCBI's taxonomy places the organism in Eukaryota, Fungi, Glomeromycota, Glomeromycetes, Archaeosporales, Ambisporaceae. The record is from the annotation of a GenBank genome assembly.
AUGAACAGUUUCAUUCAUUUUUCACGUCGUAACUUUGGCAGCGUAUUAAAAUGUUCCAACAGUGAUUGUGGUUUUAUCCAAAGGCGCAAUGCUCAUGAUAUCCUGAUAAGGGAAAGGACUGGGAAGCCAAUAAUAAAAUAUGGCCCCGGUGGUCGAUCUUCAGUAAGUGGUCACAUAGCUACAGUAUUUGGGUGUACUGGCUUUCUUGGACGAUAUCUGGUAGCUAAGCUUGCUAAACAAGGGACUCAAGUCAUUAUCCCUUUUCGAGAUGAAGAUGAAAAGAGACAUUUAAAAGUUAAUGGAGAUCUCGGUCAAGUUGUUCCAAUAGAAUUUGAUCUUCGAAACACGGAUGCGAUUGUAUCGGCUGUGAGACAUUCAGAUAUUGUGUAUAAUUUAAUAGGAAGAGAUUACGACACAAAGAAUUUUUCAUAUGAAGCGGUCCAUGCAGAGUAUCCAGCAAAAAUUGCAGAGAUAUCAGCGGAGCAAGGAGUAUCACGAUUUGUUCAUGUCUCGGCACUAAAUGCUGACGCAAGAUCCACGUCGAAAUUUUAUAGGUCAAAGGCCUUAGGCGAAAGGCUGGUGAGAAACGCUUUUCCUGAUGCAACGAUCGUUCGACCUGCUUAUCUAUUUGGGCCGGAGGAUCGAUUUUUGAAUAGGUUGGCAGCAACUGGUGGAUGGGAAUUAUUAAUAAGACAUAAUGAUGCAGUUGUACAUCCUGUGAACGUAAUUGACGUUGCGAAAGCUCUUGCAAUGAUGCAAACCUCCGAAUCAACAGCGGGAGAAACAUACGAGUUGUACGGUACAAAAGGGUACACGUUUACCGAAAUUUAUGAUUUCGUCGGCGAGGUUACAAAGAAAACGAACACUCGUGUAUACAUUCCCAAAUCAAUUGCACUCUUAUACGCGCGGCUUCAAAACAGCUUACUUCCAUGGGCUACGAUCUCUCCCGACGACAUUGAACGAAUGACAAUCUCUGAUAAAUUUUCAGAGGAUGCGAAAACUUUUGGAGAUUUAGAUAUUGAGCCGGUGUCUUUGGAGGCGGCUGCUAUUACGGUUCUUCGACGAUUCAGAUAUAAUGUCUAUUUUGAUGCACCACCUGAUGAAGUCGAGGCGGCGAAAGCUACGCUUAAGAAGCGUAAAGUUCCUUUUAUUCAUACAUAA